Molecule: messenger RNA, 1164 nt
Organism: Saccoglossus kowalevskii
Lineage: Eukaryota; Metazoa; Hemichordata; Enteropneusta; Harrimaniidae
Product: carboxylesterase 1F-like
Source: RefSeq, a predicted model, not a curated record
AUGGUCAGCUGCUGGACACAUUCAUGGGAGUACCUUUUGCAGCUCCCUCCGAUCGGCGACCUCCGUUAUGCUGCGCCCAAGUUACCCGAACCAUGGUUGACUCCUUUAGAUACGAUUAAUUAUAGGAAAGGGUGCGCACAGCCACCGGGCAAUCAAUUACAGUACGGCGAAGAUUGUCUCUACCUUAACAUAUUUGUGCCUUAUCACGAGAAUGUGGCUACUGACCCGCUACCCGUACUAGUGUGGAUACACGGAGGUUGUUGGAUGGGUGGUCAAGCAGACGUCGAUGCAGGCAUCAUUGCGCAGCAAGAUAUGAUAGUUGUUGCUGUUAGUUAUCGCCUUGGAUCAUUUGGAUUUUUAACAACUAGGGACUCAGUGGCAACAGGAAAUUGGGGUUUAUUGGACAAUGUGAUGGCAUUACAGUGGAUUCAGAAUAAUAUCGCAAAUUUUGGAGGUGAUCCGACUCGAGUUACUUUAGGUGGUCAAAGCUCAGGUGGAGUCAGUGCUACACUGUUGAUGUUUGCACCGUCAGCUGCAGGUUUGUUUCACGGGGUUCUUUCGCAGAGUGGAAACGCAAUGGCUUCAUGGGCAAUCCAUCGACCGCCCUUUGAUCCCUUAAACAUCACUCAUGAAUUUGCGGAAAGUUUAGGCUGCCCAACGACGACAUCGCAGAUUAUCGUCGACUGCUUGAGAUCCAAACCGUGGACCGAAAUAGUCGAUGGAACCGCCACUGCAUAUGACGAUUGGUGUUUAUGGACACCAAACAUCGAUGGAGUGUUGAUACUUGAAGACCCCACCGAUUUGCUUUGGAGAGGGGAAUUUUCGCAAGUACCGAUGAUUAUUGGUUCUACGGGAAGUGAGUUCGCUUAUGUUCCUACUACCAUGACGAAAGUGGAUUUCGACGCAGAAGUACGUGAGAUUGCCCAGAACCAGUAUGGCUACGCUGGUAACGUCGACGAAGCAACGGACGCCCUUAUAUACGAGUUUACAGAGCCAACCAAUGCAUUCGAUGAAAAGGAGAUACGAGAUGAAUGGGUCCAGGAGCUACUCAUAGUAGUGACUUGCCUUAUUCCUGGGGCACUCCGUUUAUGGGACCGGAUCGUACCUGUCCGUGGGUCUGCGAAUGGGACUCUUGGUCAACUCAACCCUCCUGGAGUGAUCUAG